Meloidogyne enterolobii is the source of this 1252-nucleotide messenger RNA. Lineage: Eukaryota; Metazoa; Nematoda; Chromadorea; Rhabditida; Meloidogynidae. The record is from the annotation of a GenBank genome assembly.
UUUUUUUCAACCUUUGACAUCCCUGGUAUUGCUGUUGUCAUGCUAUCCUUUUUGGAAAUUUAUGGCGAAAGCUCUUUUUGAUUUUUCUAUUAAUAAAAGUCGAUCUCUUAUUUUAUUUUUUCUUCUUUGUUUAUUUAUCAAACCUAGUUUACUUUUUUCACACAUUUACAUUCUUUUAGAGUUAAAUUAUUAUAAUUCGAUGGGAAAAACUUCGAAGGACAAGAGAGAUAUUUAUUAUCGCUUAGCAAAGGAAAAAGGUUGGCGAGCCCGAUCAGCAUUUAAACUUUUACAACUAGAUGAAUCAUUCAACGUUUUUAAAGAUGUAACUCGCGCUGUUGAUCUGUGUGCUGCGCCAGGAUCAUGGAGUCAAGUUCUUUCCUCGAAACUUUACUUAAAUAAAGAUGAAGAAGAACGUAAACAAGUCAAAAUUGUUGCUGUUGAUUUGCAACCAAUGUCAGCACUUCCCGGAGUUAUCCAAAUUCAAGGAGAUAUAACAGAGGAUGCAACAGCAGAAAAGAUUAUUUCUCAUUCUGAUGGACAACUAGCACAAUUGGUUGUUUGUGAUGGGGCUCCAGACGUAACUGGUUUGCAUGCCUUCGAUGAAUAUCUUCAAAGCCAGUUGGUUUUCUCGGCUUUCAACAUAACUUCUUGCAUAUUAACUCCAGGGGGAACAUUUAUUUCUAAGAUUUUCCGUGCAAAAAACGUCAACAUAAUUUAUGCCCAAAUGAGCCAAUUCUUCAAAGAAGUAAAUUGUUGUAAACCAAAAAGCAGUAGACAGUCAAGUUGUGAGGCUUUUAUAAUCUGCCAAAACUAUUCCCCGCCUGAAGGAUAUGAACCGACUUUGUGUAAUCCAAUCUUGUCAGCAAAUUAUUGUUCGGAUGACUGUAUUUCUUCCCUAAAAUCUCCUACAAAUAGAGCUUUGGUUCCAUUCAUGGCUUGUGGUGAUUUAUCAGGAUUUGACUCUGAUCGAACUUAUCCUCUGGAAUUAAGCAAGAUAUCUGAAGAAUUUUCUGACUGGAAAUAUAUUCCUAGAUCAGUUGUACAACCACCAACAGAGCCAGCUUAUAAAAAAGCCUUGGGACUAAAGAAGGACGGUUCAAUGUUAAAUAAAGAAGACAAACAAUCAAAACACUUAAACGAAAGAAGAAUAAAUACUAAUUUGACGGAUGACGAUGAAGUUGUUGUUGAAGAACAAAUAUUUUAUGAUGAAUGCGAUGAAAAUUGUUUAUCGAUUUUAAAUAUUUCUGGUUGA